AUGUCAGUAGUCGACAGACGUAGACGUCAAUCCACUGUACUCGGUGCUCGCCGAAGUAGUGUACACAGCAGCUUAGUAGACAACAAUAGCCUUCCACCGGAUCUGCAAGUGGGUGUUCGAGUCCUUGUUCAUGGCGAGAAUCUCGGCACUGUGCGUUAUGCUGGUUCCACUGGCUUUCAAACCUCCGGCAAAUGGGUCGGUGUCGAACUAGACGAGCCUUUAGGCAAGAACAAUGGUGUCGUUCAAGGAAAGCGAUACUUUGAAUGUCGUGCCAAUCAUGGCGUAUUCGUUCGUCCUUCCUAUGUCAAAGUGUUGCCAGCCAAGGAACAGCAUGAAGUACCACCAUCACCACGAUCUGAAAAUAAUGGUGAUUCUCAACAACGUCCACAACAAGACCCAGGGCGUGCCGUCAAGGCAGCAGCACGUCGUUCAAUGACUCAACCAUCUCCACAGCAACAACCCCUGGCUAAACGACGGGCAUCCAUGGCUGCAUCCACUGUAGAAUCUCGACAGCAACAAUCUCCUGUAUCCCGCACAACACGUGUUCCUACAACAACCACUACUCGGCGUCCUUCUUCUUAUGUGGGUUCGCCAAAAUCAGCAAAGUCCACUGCUACAACGGCAACGAGUAGAGCAACCACUAUCCCAAAAGCAACUCCCACUAGAACAUCCACUCUACAUCGUGCAGCUACUACUACAACUACUACAACCACCACCAACACCACUGCUUCACCCACUCGUAGAAAGAGCAUGUAUGUGAAUAAGGAUGCUCCACAAACUCGUCAACGAUCAGGCACUAUUGGAUCCACAACAACUCGUGAUGCAAGGGCUGCUCGUGAAGCAAAAGAAGCUCGAGAGGCACAAUUGGCUGCUGCCAAAGAAGCAGAAGAGCAAGAACGUCGUCGUCAAGAGCAAGAACGUGCUCGUCAGGAAGAGCUGGCUCGUCAGCAACAAGCACAAAAAGAGGAAGAAGAAGCUCGUGAACAACAAUUGAAAGCUGAGCGUGAACGACAAUUACAACAAAUUCGUUUACGUCAACAGCAGCUGAUGAUGCAGAAGCAACAACAACAACAACAAAUCGAUGAUGAAGACGAUGAUGAUGAGGAGGAUACAGAUGAUCCUAGUUACAGCUACAAUGCAGAUGAUGACGAUGAUGAUGACGAGCCUACACCUUCCGAUGAUGUAUCCGAAGAGGAAGAAGAAGAAUCGUCUGAUAAAGAUUCACCUGCGACACCUGUUGAUCAAGAUGAUGAUGAGCCACACCUUCCCAAAGAUGAUUCAGCCUCUCAACAACAGCAACAACGUGAACAUCAACGAUUACCCCAAUCAUCUUAUGGCGCCCUUGCACCCACAAUGCCUGUUAGCAAAUCGGAACAGAUGGUGCCACUCAAGGAUUAUGAGGAAUUGCGAUUUAAGCUCAAAGUAUUGGAAGCCAAGCGGCAAGAAGAUCGUGAACGUUAUCGAGAGCAUGAAAAAGUCAAAGAGGAAGCUGAACAAUUCUUGACGCUGCGUAACAAGUUACAAGAUAAGAUUGCCGAGUUGCAAAAAGAUCUUCGUGACACCAAACGCGAGCUCAAGGAAACAUCAUCCGACAAGGAAGAAUUGGAGUUACGAUUCAGUGAAAUGGCAGACUCAUUGGAAAUGAUGACCUUGGAUAAAGAAGUUGCUGAGGAGCGCGCUGAGAGCCUUCAAGAAGAGGUCGAUUUGCUCAAGGAUAAGAUUCAAGAAAUUAGUGUUGACCUCGAUGUCCUUAAAAAGGAAGCUGAUAUACUGAAUCGAGAUCCUACCGAAAUAAGCGAAGAAGGACGAGCCUCUUUGGAAAGAGCACAGCUUGAACGACACAAUGAACGACUUCGUGAAGCAUUGAUACGUUUACGCGAUGUGACCAAUGAACAAGAAGCAGAGCUCACGCUCAAGGUCAAGGAACUUGAAAUGGAAAACUAUGAACUUGCCGAAAUCAAGGUGCAAUAUGAAAAGGUCAAAGACAAACUCGAGACCACGGAGAAUCAAAUCGAAGAGUUGCGACAACGUUUGGAUGAUGCUUUGGGCGCUGAAGAGCUCGUGGAGCAAUUGACUGAAAAGAAUUUGCACUUGACUGAACAACUGGAAGAGAUCAACUCGUCCAAUGAAGAAUUAGAAGCACUCAAGGAGCUUGCUGAUGAGCUUGAAGAGAACCAUGUUGAAACCGAAAAGCAACUUCAGGCUGAAAUUGAUCAUCGUGACAUGUUGCUACGAGAACAAAUGGAUCGUAUCAAGGCUGCUGAAGAAACCAAUGUUGAUUAUGAAGCUACCAUCCAACAAUUUAGAGAACUGGUUCAGAAUCUGCAGAGUGAUCUUGAGCAUCUCCGACAAAAGCAAGUUGAUCAAGAGACUGAAAACAUGAACCUGGCAAGUCAAUCGCAAGAAAUGAUGUCCAUCAAUAUGCAGCUACAAUCUACCGUGAUGAAGGCCCAGGCGAAACAAAUCGAUCUCGAGCUACGCAAAUUGGAUGCUACACAAGCCAAUGAUCGUCUUAGUUACAUUCAGCCUUAUUUGCCUGAUGCAUUCUUGAGAACCGAGAAUGAUCCUAUUUCAUGCCUAUUGUUGUUCAAACGUUUGGUCUUCAAGUCCGAAUUGAUCAUCAAGCAUCUUGAUCAAACACAUCCCAUCAGCGAAAAGAUCAUGGAUAAUGUAUCAGAGAGCUUGGUAUCGGUGUGCGAGCUGAGACAAAAGGCUGCAUACCUCAGUGACAUGGCCAAACGUUUCGUCACAUUCAUCAAGCAUUGCACCCCUGAGGAAUUCUCAAAGAUGGCCCGUGUUUAUCAAGACCUUGUUGGCUCUGAAAGAAAGUUGAAUGCCCUUGUUGAGUUUUUCCGCACCGAUGAAGCCAAUGACUCUGAUUCCAUCGUUGAUCUCCAGAGAAUCAUUGCUCACGUGGAACAUCUUGCCGAGCUACAUUUGACCAAGAGCACUGAAGCUGAUAAUGCCGACUUGUUUUAUGGGUUGACUCGAGCACUUGAUAUGAAUGCGGACAAGAUGAUGGUGGAACUUACCUUUGUCAAGCAACUCGUGUACAAUGCCACAACCUCAGAAGGCAUCAAUAUCGCUGAAGGCACGAUGCAAAUGGACUAUGAAUACAUCGAGCCAUUGGGCCGACUUGUUUCCGAAACCAAGAAUUGCAAGAUGAUUUCAAAGAAAUUGCUUCGACAGCUUGAUGAUUUAUCGGAGCAGGCAUUGACACCCAAGGCCGAUCACAUGCAUCGAUUCAAGACCAUGUAUGCUCUAAGCACCAAGUUGAGCAAAUUCUGCUUUGAGUCGCUCAAACAAAUCUUGGGUUAUUUGGAUACCAAACGUGCCAAUCGUGAAGAUAUCAGCUUGCGUGAGCUCCAGCAUAUCGUUUACAGCAAAACGGAUGAUAUUCUCGAGAUUUCAGAAACAACCAUGUGGGAUGGUUGCACCAAGAUGCUCAAAUCGCUUUCGACGGAGCUCUCUACCACCUUGAAACGGGUCGAAAACGACAACCGCAUGGAUAAGAUUGCCACUGGUAUCCCACCAUGGGUGCAACGCGCUUCUGAUAUGAAGGCCGAAGUUGUUAUCAACCACGAUCUCGAGCGCAAGCUGCAGCAACACAAUGAUGAGAUUUAUAAGCUGGUCAAGGAUAUCAAACUUAAGGACCAAGCACUACAAGAAGCUAGCAUUAAGGUUGAUCUUUUGGAAAAGCGCAUGGAAGCUGCCAAGAAGGAAGCUGAGCAAAUCAUGACAUUGGAGAAUGAUUUGGAAAAGGCCAAGGAGCAGACCCAAAUGUAUAGCGAGGCCAUGGAUAAUCUUCAGGCUGAAUAUGAAACUUUGGAGCAAGAAAACAUUGAGCUCAGGAAGCAGGUAUCUAUGAAGGAGGACAAACGCCGAUCCAUCCCUAUGAUGAAACAAAGCGCUUUCGAUGACGAAUCAACAUCAGAGGCGACUAUGCUUACAGCAGACAACCUUAACGAGAUUGCUGAUAUGCAAACACAUAUGGAAACCUUGAAGGCUGGCAUCCGUUAUUUGCGUGCAGAGAAUGCCUAUCUCAAGAGCUGUGAUUUAUCUCGUUCAUUGAACCUUGAAACAUUGCCAGCACCUGUUGCACCUAUCAAAAAGGAGGAGCGACACGAUGAUGACGACAAUGACGAAGAGGAGGAGGAGAAGGAUAUGGGCGAAGAAGAGUCAUCGAAUGAUACACGUGAUACCCUUCGUGCUAUUGCCACGGAAUCUCGCAUUCUUCUCAAGGACAUGCGUCGUGUGGGUGCUACGCCCAAGGUGGUAUCAUUGGCAGAGCAUAAAAGUGGCCAAUGGCAGAGUAUCAAGAGGACUCCUGACUACCAAUAUCAGGCCCAACAAUCUGCGUUGUAUACACUCAAGCAACGCAGCGAGCAGCUCAAAUCCAAGAUCAAACAGCUUCAACAUACCAAUCAAGAACCCGAAGCAAAGCAAGCUGCUGCCAGUAUACAACCAUUGCAACGUCCGAUGGAAUACUUGUCACAAGCGAUUGCUAAAGUUCAGAUACCCCGGCUGUCUUCCAGCAGCGUAGCUACUACUAUUACUACUCCCCGUCGUCAUUGCAUACAAUUAUCAAGUGCUGCUGAAUUUGAGCGUAUUCACAGUAUCUUUAUCCGUUAA
Molecule: messenger RNA, 4632 nt
Organism: Lichtheimia ornata
Lineage: Eukaryota; Fungi; Mucoromycota; Mucoromycetes; Mucorales; Lichtheimiaceae
Exons: 19
Coding region: 1-4632 (1543 amino acids)
Biological process (GO): cytoplasmic microtubule organization
Cellular component (GO): microtubule plus-end; nucleus; cytoplasm
Molecular function (GO): microtubule plus-end binding
Source: RefSeq, a predicted model, not a curated record